Molecule: messenger RNA, 7101 nt
Organism: Zerene cesonia (dogface butterfly)
Lineage: Eukaryota; Metazoa; Arthropoda; Insecta; Lepidoptera; Pieridae
Gene: c11.1
Product: maestro heat-like repeat-containing protein family member 1
Exons: 12
Coding region: 130-5070 (1646 amino acids)
Cellular component (GO): cytoplasm
Source: RefSeq, a predicted model, not a curated record
UACAACUUGUACUCAUUGAAUGACGAUAAAGUUGUGACUUGUGCAUUAUAAUUUUUCUUUCUGCUGCGUUUAAAAUUAAUUUAAUUUCUAUUUUUCAUAGUUAAUUUUUAUCCCCAUGGUUAAGGCAAAAUGUCGUUAUCGGAUGCAGAAUGUCUGAAAGAUACGGUGAAUGUAUUAAUAAAUGCACUCUGUGACAGCGAUAACUCGGUAAACAACAACAUAAUAAAAUCUCUUACGAAAAUAGCCAAUCGGUAUCCAAAUGAAGUAAUAGAAAUAAUAUGUGAAUUUUACAAAAACACUGUUCGAAUUAACGUUAUCCAAACUGGAAAUAUUGUACAGGUGUUAGAACGAACAUGUGUGGGCCAGGUGAAGAAAUUAAAUCCGACAACAGCAGCCGAGCUAGUCAAUGCUAUGCUCAGGGCAAUGACGGAGAACCCAUCCUACGAACCCUCAGUACAGAUGGGAGCAUCUUCAGUUCUUGUUGCUGUGGGCCAUGAGUUUUUGGAUCUGGUACUCAGAAAUCUCAUAAACCAACUCUCCCCGGCGUCAGUGCCGCACUACACGAUCGCGCACACCCUGGGCACGCUUGCUGUCCUCAACACCAGGGACAUGGUGCCGCAUAUCAAGGAGAUCCUGGGCAAAAUGCUGCCACUGUUGCCGCUCGUGAGGCAAGAUGGGCUCAGACAGGCCUUCGCGUAUGCGUUCGGACAUUUCGCUGUUGCGGUGGCUGAGCAAAUAGGUGACAACGUUGAGACCGACAACAUAACAUCGAUAAAGGAUAAUUUUGUCACGGAAUUCUCGAUUGUAUUCGACGUCCUAUACAACCAGUGGUUGCCGUCAUAUGAGCCGAAAGUAUCAGAAUCAGUCCUCGAGGCGUUGGGCCCCAUCACCAGACUCAUCUCAGAGAGACAGUUCAACGAGACCGUCAAUAAAUUUGUACUUUCAUUGCUCUCACUGUACCGAAAACCAACUAUUAACUUCUUCAGCAUCAGCCAAUGUAUUUCGUAUUUGCUAGCUCCAUCUCCACUGAAUCCUAAACUGUCGCUAAAUGACAACGUAAUCAAUUCGAUAAACCACGUUUUAUGCAACUUGGUUCUGCUAGAACCAGAUUAUGAUCAACCGCAUACAGUAAAGAAUCAUUUUGAAGUACUCCGUUGUUUUGAUCACAUGGCAACACAGUAUCCAGACCAGACUAUUGAAAUGCUUUUGCACAUGUGUAAAAAUAAUCAAGAAAGAGAAAGAAUGAGGGCGGUUAUAAUCCUGACACAUUUGACCACGUCGUCACAAGUGUUUAUUGAAAAUUUCGCAUCUAAAUUCAUAACCAUUUUAAAAGUAAUGAUCGUCAUGGAACAGGGUGUUAAAAUGAAGAAGAUUCUCGUCAAAGCAAUAGUUGCUUUAGUGUAUAGAAAUUGUAUAAUGGCCACAGAGGAUUUUGCUAUGGUGGAGUUUAUAGUAAAACACUGUGGUUAUGAAGGCCCCGCUACAGUAUCCAAAACUGAGGUGCAAGACUUACGUGACACUUGUAGAAAUUCAUUGAUUCUUAUGUGCAAUACUGUCACAAGUGUCCGGACACAAUUAUUACAUUUACUCCUAACUGCUCUCACUGUUGAAGAUUUUACACCCUCCAUGUCUACAGUGAGUCACUGUCUCACUUCAUUACUGCAGAAUAAUUCGGAAGUAACUACAGACGAUCCUCCAGACACUGUAGAAUCGAAAUGUUCCCCUGACCUUGUAUUCGUUCGGUGUCUGAUGCACGUAGUUGAUCCAAAUGAAAAGGAUAGAAAUAAGAACCUGUUGAUGUUCCUUGAAGAAUUUUCUGGUGAUGUUCAUAAGAAUUUGAAGAAUUCGUGGACCAUUGAAUUAGAUAGAUUACUCAAGUAUGUUGAGAAAAAUGAAUCUAAAGAGCAAUGGCAUGAUAUGCUAUUGGACUUACUGGUCUCUGCUGUAGAACAAGUUAAUAGCAACAAAUGGGUAGAGAAAAUAUCUUCGUUGUUUUCCCAACAGAUUCUCUCCAAGAAACAAUCGCCUAUGAUCAAAGGCGUGGCUUUACAGUACUUAGCUGUUUUAUCCUGCCAUAUGUCAAACGCUGCUGCAGUCGAAACUGUAUUAAAAAUAAUUCUUCUGGCACUCAAAGCUAUACCGAUUGAAAGUGUCGAUUACGUGAGCAAAGCAAUAGGCAUUGCAUCAAGACAACAUGGAGAGUCCGUACUCAAUGAAUUGGAUGCACUAUACAAAGACAAUGAAGCUAAACGAAGCAAUAAAUUGUUGAAUUUCCUCUCAUCCAGAGCAUCCCAAAAUUACGCCGAACUUGCCAUAGUCAAGUAUGCUCUUAUAACGUGCUACGGAAAAGUUGCACGGGAAUGUCUUGACGUUCACGUCCUAGCCAGAUUAGGAGAGAAUGUCACAUCGAUUCUUUUAGAAAUUCUUAAAUCGGGUCCCGCUUUCGAUCUGUGUAACGCAAGUGUUACAGCACUUUACGAGAUUAGCAAAGCACUCCACCCAGCGUCCCACCAUAAUGUUACAUUGAGAAACCGCUGGCAAUUAUUAAACGCUGUACUGGAACAAAUUUAUAACUCCAAUCUGGAAAAACGGAACGUAGAACUAUAUCCCAUAAUAGUGAAAGCAUCAAAAGCGCUAACGAAGUUGCAAAAAGGCAUUUUACCGGAAGAACGUAAUACCAUACUUCGCGUACUCUUUAACAGUAUAUUUGGGGAACUGUCUUCGUUCAAACGGAAGUAUGAAAUUGAAGGCAACGGUGAUAAAAACGAUUUAUUGGCUAAAACAUUGAACGAUUCUUUAACUUUAUUACAUGAAUUGAUAAAAGAACUGAUUAUUCAGUCAACGUGUUUGAGUACAAUAGAUGAUAUAAUUGGUUUACUUAUGGAAUGGAUUCGUCAUGAAAACGACGAAAUAAGAACGGCUGCUGUACUCGUUCUUCAAGUCGUUUUUGACGCUUAUAUAAAAAAUGUUAAACUGAACUACGAAACUCCCAGUAAAUUCGGUCAAAUGGGAUAUUUAUUAGGCCUCAUUGUGCCCGGCGUAGCUGAUACUAAUUUCCCAGUAAGAUUAACUACAGUGGACUGUGUCAAACUUAUAAUUCAGAUACAAGAUUUAUACGAAGGCCAUACCAUUGAGCCGGAUGACGAAUGCAUGACUAACCUAACCCAGUUACAGAACAAUAUCCUAACAAACGAUCUGUGUAUGAUUAGUGAUUAUUGUAUGAAACUGUGUGACACAAUUUCUCCCAAGAUACCCCAUUUGCAUACGAUGCAAUUCAUAGAGAGCUUGCUUGAAAGCUAUGAUGGACAGGAGUUACGAAGUGUGGGCAUAAGUUCUAUAUUAGAUGCGUUUUACGUCAAGAAAGGGCAGGAUUUGUAUCAAAGUAUCGAGAGGAUAGUGGAAGUUAUGUUGGUGACAAUGGAGCUAGUUAACGAUGAGGCCAGAGCGAGGCUUAUGAGGCCGCUGGUAUCGCUGACGAGGCACCAUUCCAAUGCCGUGACGGCUGUGCUUUUGGGCCAACGGAUUCCGUUAAGACCGUGCGUAGUCAGCUGCUGGCGGCAUCUGGCGCGAGACGAGGGACUCUCCGCAGCCAUUGUGGAUAACUUUCUGCGACUCAUGACAUCUAUAGAGUUGUAUGAGGACCCCUACCACAUCACUGAACAUCACGUAGCGGCGUUACAACCCAUGACUCUCAUUAGCGCUCUGGGUGAGAUGCUGCAAGAGGAAUCCAUGCGGCCGAUAUGCAUCAACAAGUUCUCGGAACUGUUCGCCGUGCUGUACACGACGCUCGCUUGCUACGUGGAGGCGGAGCCCCCGGCGUACGUUGUCCCAACCAAUAAGGGUCAAGAGCGCUUCGGGUUCAUUCCCAACAGAGAAGCGAUCAAACUGUCCCCGGCCAGGAUCACCGUGAACACGUUUAACAGUUUCCUGGAGAGAGCUGAUUGUUAUAAGGUGAAAGAGGCGUGCUCGCUGUGCCUCAGCAUAGAGCACGGGGACAGCACCAGCAUUAUCCUGGAACUGGCACCCAUCCUGGGCAGUUCCCUCAGCCGCUCGUGCCCGGGGCAGCUGACGCGGCUGGUGGGCGGCGUGGCUGGGUACGCGAGGUCACCUUUACCACCUCAACGAUGCGCUGUCAUCGCGCUUCUCGCUGAUCUAUUGAACUAUCGCUGCAACGACAACCCGGUGCUGAUCGAGAGCGUGGUGGCGACGCUGGACGGCGGGUGGAAAGACGCGAGUGCGCGCGUGCGCAGCGCCAGCCUGCGCGGCGCCGCCAACCUGGCGCGCCUGCGCGGCGCCGCCGCCGCCGCCGCGCUGCCCGCCGCCGUCGCCGCGCUCAGCCAGGGCGUCGAUGCGCAGAUGAUGCCAUCGGCCAACGAGAACGUUCCCCUGGCUGCCAUACAAGGUCUCAGUCGUCUUCUGACCGAAAGUGACAAACUGGAUAAUGAGUUCGACCGAGAAUUGCUUGCGAUCUCCCAAAAAAUCCGCCCCUUCAUGAAUACGGAUUGCAGCCAGUUAAGGGAGAACUCCAUUCACCUCUUCGGCAUUAUCGCGGAGAAGGUCAAGUCUGAGGGUUUGGUGGAACAGGCCAUAAAUUCCCUGCCGUGCUUCUUGCUGCAUCUGUGUGACACCAAUCCUGCUGUUGUGAGGGCGUCAAAGUCGACUCUCCGGCAGCUGUUCCGAACGUUCAACGCGCGCAAGUCGAACGAGUUCAUCCAGACGCACCUGGUGGACGAGGGCCGGCUGUACCUGGAGCAGUUCCUGUGCGCGCUCGUGCGCCAGCUCGCGGACGAGCGGCCCGCCGCGCUCGCCGCCUGCGUGCGCGCCCUGCUGCCCUACCUGCACUGCGCGCGCGACGCGCUGCGCCCCUACGCGCCCUUGCUGCUCGGAUAUCUUUACGCGGAUCUAGACCGUAUCCAAGCCCAAUACCCAGAAGAGACCCGUCUGGAACCCGACAUCAUUCGCUCAGCCAGAUCCAGACUCUUGCAGCUUAUAAAGGACCCUAACCCUCUAGUGCGGCAACAUUCCGCGUUCGCUCUGGCCAAUAUAACCCUUGUGUGUACCCAAAUAUGACCCAAGGUCCGACUCACUUCGCAUUUGGUCGAUGGUAAGAUUGUUAACAGGAUAUUUAUUGUCCAAUGAUGUACUUAGUGGCCUUUUUGUAUCAGGGUGGUUGGCGGUUCAAAUGUGAUCCUUAUGACUAUCACAAUAAGAUAUCUACUUGAUGACGCAUUUGUUUAACUAUCUUGUAUGAUGUACAGGGUGUCCCGCAGAUGGUUGUAUGUGCUCAAUGGUACUUAUAGUUUUGCAAACGAUGGUUACGGGAAAAACUUAAACGACAAAAUGACUUUUUUAUUAGAUUUUUUCUUAAAAAUCUAUGUUCGCUCAGCCAGUGUCUAUGAAAACAAUCUUAACCGUAUGUGUGAAGGUGGCAAAAGUGGACACGUGGCCAGUUAUGGAUGUACCCAUAGAGUUUUAAGGAAUCAUCUAAUAGAAAAAAACGCAUCGUUGUUUUUAGAUAAUAUUUUCGUAAUCUGCUUAUUAAAAACUAUAAGUUCUGUUGAGCACAGUACCAGCUAUGAAUCACCUGUAUAUAUUGCUUUUUUCAAUUUCUAUUGAAUUAUUCAACAGCUAAUUCGAUCUCAUUUCAUUCAAAAUAAGAGAAAGUAAGAGCUGUAACUUGAAAAAUCUGGUCUAUAUUAUUUUGUAGUUGUUUAAUAAAAACUCGAAUAUGAAAUUGUUAUAUAAUAUAAACAAAAUAGUGUACUCAUAAAACAUAUAAUAUAGGAAACAUAAUAUCUUUAUAAUAUACACAUGCAUGGCCUUCAAUGUUAACCCAAUUAAAAUAAAAUAAUGUUAUUUAGUUUAUUAUAUAUAUUAUUUAUGUUAUUUCUUAAAUUCUAUCUAUAUAUAUAAAUAUAUCUAUACUUGUAAGUUUAAAUGAGGGGGUUGUUAUUAAUUACUAAAAUAUUUAUAAUGUUAACUGUUCAACUAAUCAAAUAAACGAGGAUUAAGUUUAAUCAGUUGUUUAAUAUCGUAUCCGAUAUUUUAAAUUCGUUCUUGAUGGUCAAUGAAUCUGAUAUGAAUAUUUCGUUUCGUUGAAAUAAAUUUUUUUUCUGUUGAUACAAUGUUUUUUUGUAUUUAAGUUUGAUGUUGACUUGAUUUUUUGAUAUGUUAAAAGCAGAUUAGCGAAUCAAUGUAUUUAUUUUUUUAUGUCUAUCAUUUGUUUUAUCAAAUAGAAAAGAAAAUUAAUUAUUAUUAAUAAGAGUAAUGGAUUUAGAAAUCGAGUCAUCGCUAAAGGUGUGAUAUUUAGAUUUAAGUGAUCAUUGUUGCUUUUAUAUAUUUAUAAAGUAGGGACAGAAAUAAAAAAUAAAAAAAAUUAAACAACAAAAUUAAUUUUUCUGUACACUGGAAUAUGCAUGCAUUUUAUAUACCAGUUAAAAUAAAAUGUAUUCAUAAAAAUAUGAACUGUACUAAAACUAUAAUGUUUUAUUUUAAAUAUACCACAAAUUAUAAAUUUUGUUAAUCAUCAAUUAUUUGUUUAUUAUCGAACCCAACACCAAAAUUAUACUCCUUGUUUAUUAUUACUUAACUAAAGUACAUUGUAGGCAACACUAUGAUUUUUUUUAAUCUGUCAAAUAAUAUUUAUGCUAUUAAAUGUUAAACUAUUUUAAAGAAAAAUUCUUAAGAAGUUUUUUGGCUAGGUAUAUUUCAUAAUAAUUAAUCUAUUUUGUGGCCGGUUGCAUCGCUUCUACAUAUGUCCUGUUUAAAUUAUCUGUCAGUUAAAAUUACAAAUGAAAAUUUACGUCAAGUGUCAGAUAGACUAACAGGGACAUUAUCGGUAAGUAGUGUAAUCGGUUAUGAGACUAGUUUUAUGUAUUUCUUAUAGUAAGGUAAGUGGUAUUUGUAAAUGGUUCUUAUAAAUCUUAUUCUCGAAUUUGAAUUCGUAUGGUCCAUCGCGCUGGCCUUUGAAAUUAAACAAUUCGAUAUUUAAAAGCGUUUAUUAAAGACAAACAUUCUAAAAUACAUUAUUCCAAAAUAAAUAUUCUAAAAUAUAAAACGUAUGUAUAUUUUGAUGUUGAAAAUAAAGCUUAUUGUUACUGA